Messenger RNA from Astrephomene gubernaculifera, 1633 nucleotides. NCBI's taxonomy places the organism in Eukaryota, Viridiplantae, Chlorophyta, Chlorophyceae, Chlamydomonadales, Astrephomenaceae. The record is from the annotation of a GenBank genome assembly.
CGCUAGUUCCUGCUGACGGAUAGCAUAUCAGGUCAAAGGUUUUUCUAGUAGAACGUGAGCGCUACUUGAUCUUUGUAAGACGCUUCACACACAAACCCGCGAGGGCAACCUAGUCCUACAGUUUGUAUACAAGAACGUUUAUUUAACUCCUCUAGGCUAUCUGAAAGUACUCUCCUCCAGAGGCGCCGAAAAGCUUUGCCAGAAGGCGCGCGACCUUCCAAGUCUCAUGCAAGUAGCAAUUCCUCGGUCGAUUUCUGGCGCGUAGUGCCACGGAGCAGAUGGAGCCUGGAACGCUUUUCCACUUCUUCCUCAUAGAAGGUUACCUUUGGGAUUGGUUAACGGCUGGAGCAGCAAUCGCCGUUAACCUGGUGGUGCCUGCCAAGGCGCUGGAUCCGCUAAGCCGUUACUAUGAAACAACGGAUCCAACCUUGUCGUAUCCGUACCGGGACUCUUCCGUACCAACGUACGUGCUGUACAUUUUGGUGUUUGCGCUUCCCGCUGUGGUGUUUGCCGUAACGGCAACCAUCAAGAGCUUCAAGAGGCGCCGAGAGAGCUUCGUUGACUGGCAUCAUGCAGCGCUGAGCAUCGCGGAGGGCUUUGCCUUGACGACGGGGUUCAAGCGCUGGACCAACCUAGUGGGUCGGCUGCGACCCAACUGGCUCGCCAGCCUCAAGCUCAAAGACCCGGCGGAAGUGGACGACGCGCGGCUGUCCUACCCCAGCGGCCACUCCGCCUACAUGUUCUUCUCCAUGACCGUGGUCUCACUGUACCUGCUGGGAAAGCUGGAGGUGAUGCACCGACCCAGCCAGCCGCUGUUCCUCAAAUGCAUCCUGGCAGUGGGCCCCCUGGCCCUAGCCACCUUUGUGGCAGUCAGCCGCAUCGCGGACUACAAACACCACCCAUCCGACGUCAACGCAGGGUGUUUCAUCGGCACCCUGUGUGGCGCUUUCGCCUACUUCCUGAACUACCCCUCGCUCUUCGACUCCGCAUCAGCCCACCCCAAACGACGUGGGGAGGCCGUACAGUGGGGCGCGGGGGCCAGCCGCGGCAGCAGCGCAUCAGCUGCUCCCCUGAACGCUCCGCUGCAUCAUGGGGUGGUGGGGGACGUGGAGGCCAAGGGCCGUUGAAGCGGGGCGAGAGAGAUGCCGUACUUUUGCGUACAUUGCCGUACACUGGGAUGGCAGUGGAUUACGACAUAAGGCUGCGGUGGCUUGGUGAGGCUAACGGUAUAGACUAGGCUAGGCUGCUUUGUUCCCAGGCAGAGGGCAGGAGUGCGGCGGCCCAGGUGUUGUUGGUAGCUACCCAGGUGGCCCCUUGUGACGUGGGCGCUGCCGUAGGGGGCAAGAGCAGCUGAAAAACAACAACAGCGGUGGCAGGAUAUUACAGUAGAGGGUAUCUUUUGCUUAGGGAAGGAGGGAGUUUCUGCAUUUACGGAUGCUAAAUAAAACAGCAGGCCUGGGCUAUCCAGGGGAUUUCCUGCCGCUAAUGGCGCCGUACCGCAUUCACGGCAUACGAGUGAUGCCCCUUGUUCCCGAGCUCCCAAGGCACCGUGUGUGCAGCCCAAGGCAGGGAGACGGGUCUCCUAACAUGGGGAAGUAGGGGAACCAACGGAUGUACGGUACGUGGCCCAAGG